Molecule: messenger RNA, 1282 nt
Organism: Notothenia coriiceps (black rockcod)
Lineage: Eukaryota; Metazoa; Chordata; Actinopteri; Perciformes; Nototheniidae
Gene: tfpt
Product: TCF3 (E2A) fusion partner
Exons: 7
Coding region: 207-806 (199 amino acids)
Biological process (GO): positive regulation of apoptotic process; apoptotic signaling pathway; apoptotic process
Cellular component (GO): Ino80 complex
Molecular function (GO): DNA binding
Source: RefSeq, a predicted model, not a curated record
CAUCGACGAGAAUGGAACGAAAGGACUGCUCUUCCUUCGCUUUACGUUUGAUUUUAGCUCAGUUUAAUUUGAGAAAACACUCUUAGCUAGCCUGACUGUUUACAUCAAAGAAUAAUACACAGUCUAUGCAGCAGUUUGACCGUUAAAACGGUUUGUAGAGGAGUUGUAACCCGUAGCAACUGCUGUUGGACCUUUCAUUCAUAAAUAUGAUGGAGGAUUUCUCUGGUUUGGCUUUGCCUCCUCUGUUCGGUGGACACAUCCUGGAGGCAGAGCUGGAGCCUGGUGGCGUGGAGCUGGGACCAGGGGAGGUGGAGCUGGGCCCGGGAGGCAGUGAGCUGCUGGAGGGGACAGAGCAGGACGAUGAAGAGAGGAGAGCCCUUGAUAAGAGGAAAUAUCUGGCUCUGAAUAGGAGAUGUAAAGACAUUGAACAGGUGAAUCAGAAGAUUCUUGGUCGCCUUCAUCAAGUACAAAGAAUAACACGACGCUUGAAGAAGGAGAGACGGUUCCUCAUGAAGACUUUAGAUGCUCAUGGGGACGACUACAGGAACGCCCAGCUCACUAUACUUCUAGAGGAUGAGCCUGGAGUCCAUUUAGACCCUGCUGCAGGAGUGAAGGAUGACCGGCCUAACGGUGUGUCAGGUUCCUCCUCGUCUGCUGCGUUGCCUCAUGCUGCGCUGCCAAAGAGGAAAAGACACAGAAUACCACGGCAAGAAAAAGAUAAAGACCAACAGACUGAAGCAGACAUGUCAGUGUUGGCAGAGAAUCAGUUUGGAGAAAUGCCCAGCCCGACCUCUCUGUCUCACUGAUCAUUGAACUGUGGCCCUGAUGAUGACGAUGAUGAUGAUGAUGAUGCAGAAGGAGCACACCGUUUCAUUAACUCUUCAGUAGAAACGCUGCCUCUCCGCCGGGUUUUGCACUGUUUUAGUUUAUCUUUAACAUUGUGAUCCGAUUGUACCAUUGUAAGAUAAAACGAUAUGUUGUACACUUGGUACAAGUAUUCAUUUGUUUUGUAUAUUUUAUUUUCCGUAGAAAUAUUUUGUACUUUUAUUUGAUAACGAUGCAUAAUUAUGACCAUUGGCCAACUGCACACUGUAAUACAUGGGGCUGUUUGUUAAUUAUUUGAUAAACUAGAUACAUUUAUAUUAGAGUUACAAAGUUGUGUUUAUUAAUAGAUUUCCCAAUUGAUUCCCUGGAUAAUGUCAUUGAUAUUAUGGUUCAUGAUUUUAUUUCAGAACCUGUUGAAAUAAAUGACUAUUUGGCAAUUGGACUGUAUGUUUUUCAU